Parnassius mnemosyne (clouded apollo) is the source of this 537-nucleotide messenger RNA. The record is from the annotation of a GenBank genome assembly. NCBI's taxonomy places the organism in Eukaryota, Metazoa, Arthropoda, Insecta, Lepidoptera, Papilionidae.
AUGCGCUCACUGAACGAGACAGCGUGCUCGGCGUUGUGGGACGACGUGCGCUGGGACGAGCCGGCGAGCGUCGCGAGUCUCGCCGUGUUAGCGCUCAUCGACGUGCUAGUGGUCGCAGGCAACUGCUUGGUGAUAGCAGCUGUGCUGUGCUCUUCGAAGCUGCGCAGUGUUACCAACCUAUUCAUCGUGUCGCUUGCGGUCGCCGACCUGUUGGUUGGGUUGGCAGUACUGCCGUUCUCCGCCACCAGAGAAGUUUUCAAGAUAUGGAUAUUCGGCGACGUAUGGUGCUCGGUGUGGCUGGCAGUCGAUGUCUGGAUGUGCACCGCCUCGAUCCUCAACCUGUGCGCGAUAUCCCUAGACAGAUAUGUGGCAGUGACACGGCCAGUCAGUUACCCCAGCAUCAUGAGCAAGAAGAGGGCUAAGGCGCUGAUCGCUGGCUUGUGGGUGCUGUCUUUUGUUAUAUGCUUCCCACCGCUGGUUGGAUGGAAAGACAAGAAGUCUCAUCGCAACCUAUGUAAUCCAUCAGCACUCAUGUAA